UUAAAUUUGAAAAUUGAAAGCUUUUUUUAUCCGAAAUUUAAUCUUUUUAAUUUGUUGUAAUCGUGUCUUGGUAAUUUUGUUUUCUAGUCUUUUAAUUGGUUUUUUCUGAAUUUUGAUGUCUGCUGCAGUUUCCCUCUACCAAACAUGCUCGAUGCCCACAUGAGAUAUGGUGGAAAGGGUACAUUAUUAGUAAUUAAGGUUUCCGCUGAAUCGGCCAACCUGUUUGGUGAGUUGGUUGCUGAUCCAGAUACAAAAGAGCUGUUGCAUUACACCGAAAAGCCUGAGACAUUUGGUAUGCUUGCUAAUCGUGAAGACAAAGGAUCUCUACGUCGUUUGUCCAGUUAUGAGUCAUUCAAUUCCGCGACAAGGUAUGAGCUACCAUGCCUAUAA
This is a messenger RNA of Beta vulgaris subsp. vulgaris (sugar beet), 390 nucleotides long. RefSeq lists its product as uncharacterized. Bases 145 to 390 code for a protein of 81 amino acids. Gene Ontology annotation, cellular component: cytoplasm. NCBI's taxonomy places the organism in Eukaryota, Viridiplantae, Streptophyta, Magnoliopsida, Caryophyllales, Amaranthaceae. The record is from RefSeq and is a predicted model, not a curated record. The transcript has 5 exons.